Messenger RNA from Amaranthus tricolor (Joseph's coat), 680 nucleotides. RefSeq names its product gibberellin-regulated protein 6-like. The coding region runs from base 107 to 403 and encodes 98 amino acids. The record is from RefSeq and is a predicted model, not a curated record. The transcript has 3 exons. NCBI's taxonomy places the organism in Eukaryota, Viridiplantae, Streptophyta, Magnoliopsida, Caryophyllales, Amaranthaceae.
CUAUAAAUACCCACUUUGUAACCCUAUCUUAGGCAUUCCAGUUUAAGCUCUAUUAUUUACUUCCUUAAUUUUCUUCACUUUACUUACUUCCCUCCUUGAAGCCAAAAUGGCCAAUGCUAAGGCUCUUUCCAUCCUUCUAUUGACUCUCCUUGCUCUUUCCAUGCUUGCUACUGGGGUUUUGGCUAGCAGUUCUUAUGGACCCGGAAGUUUGAAGUCUUCACAAUGCUUGGGUCAAUGUACAAGAAGAUGUUCAAAGACUCAAUACCACAAACCAUGCAUGUUCUUCUGCCAAAAAUGCUGCAGGAAAUGCCUGUGUGUCCCACCAGGCUUCUACGGUAACAAGCAAGUUUGCCCUUGCUACAACAACUGGAAGACUAAGGAGGGUGGUCCUAAAUGUCCUUAAUUUUUACUCUUUAUUUAUUUAAUAUAUUCUCCUUCUAAUUACCAUUUUUAGUUCAUUGUAAUGGGAGAUUAAUCAAGGUGUUACCGCUACUAUUAGUUUAAUACUACUAUAUCUAAUAAUAUAAUCUAAUAAUAUACAUAUUAGAACUAAAAAGCUAUGCUUCUUGAUAAAUAAGAAGAACGAUAACGUUAGUAGGUUGAGGCUGAUAUUUUUAGCCGUUCUACCUGUCUUAAUUAGUUGCUAUAUGUUGUACAAGAAAUAUAAUUUUUAUCUAAUU